AGUGCUCACUCCUUCACCCUCUUCGGAGCUCUGCUCAACUGCCACUUUCUCGGUGUUCAAUGCCUUGAACAACGUCUGACUCUUAGUAGUUGUUCAACAAAAUUUGUUGAAUGAAUGAAUAACUGAAUUCAGACGGGACAAAAAAUUUAAUGGAUGGGUAUUUGGCUUUUUGUGCCUAGUUUCCCAAUACGACGCCCAUCUUUAUUGGGACUUUAUAUCAAGCACUGUUGGCGAGGGCAAGGAUGACAACAAGCAUUCUCUCAUACAUCGUGGGCGGGAGUAUACAAACCUCUUUGCAAAGCUAUUCGACAAUAGCUAUCAAAAUCUAAAAUGUACAUUUGGACCCCCAAAUUUCUCUACUACAAAUUUACCCAAAGGAAAUAAUGACAUAUGUGCAAAGCAUUGCAGUAUUGUUUGUUGGGUGAAAACACGAGGCAGGGACUUCAGCCUCCGCUUAGAAUGUAGAAAGCUGGAAAAACCAUCCUUCUCCUUUCUACUACAAAAAUAACGCUGGACAACCUCCUGUCGUUUUUAUAUUAAAAAAAAAAAAAAAGUUAAACCGAGCGGCACGUAGACUCCGUGAGGCAGGUGAGAGCCGAGCCCACCGUCUCGUUUCCGAAAUCCAGAGGCCUCAGCGGCAAAUUAAACUCUAAACGAACCUCAGUUCGGCAAACGUUUCCCGCGGCUCUUCAGCCCGGCUCGGACCUCCCCCAGGUCUUCCGGAAGCUUCGGUUUCCUGGGGCUGGGCUCCGCUAGGUCUAGGAUCAGAUUCACAUCUCACAUUCUAGAUUCCUCCUCGGCCUUGUCCUUAACAAAGACAAACCGCGCGGCACCGACCAGCGCUGCAAACGCCCCGCGGAAAACCGGCGCGCGCUCCCGUAGCUGCCCGCGCGCCACUGCGACGCAGCCCGGAAUCCCCGGCCCUGAGGAGAAAGCCUGCGGGGACUGCAGAGCCCAGCCACCAUGAGUGAAAUUCCUAAGGAAUCCUUGAAGGCCAUCCUGUUGGAGUUAGAAUGUCACUUCACAUGGAAUUUACUGAAGGAAGACAUCGAUCUGCUUGAUGUGGAAGAUACAAUUGGGCAACAGCUUGAAUUUCUUACCACAAAAUCCAGACUUGCUCUUUAUAACCUAUUAGCCUAUGUGAAACACCUAAAAGGCCAAAAUAAAGAUGCCCUCAAGUGCUUAGAACAAGCAGAAGAAAUAAUCCAGCAAGAACACUCAGACGAAGAAGAACUACGAAGUCUGGUCACUUGGGGAAACUAUGCCUGGGUAUAUUAUCACAUGGAUCAGCUCGAAAAAACUCAGAAGUAUAUAGACAAGGUAGAGAACGUCUGUAAGAAAUUGUCCAGUCCUUCUGACUACAUGUUAGAGCGCCCUGAGAUUGACUGUGAAAAAGGAUGGGCACUCUUGAAAUUUGGAGGAAAGUAUUACCAAAAGGCUAAGGUGGCUUUUGAGAAGGCUCUGGAAGCAGAACCUGACAAUCCAGAAUUUAACAUUGGCUACGCCAUCACAGUAUAUCGGCUGGAUGAUUUUGACAGAGAAGGGUCCGUAAAGAGCUUUUCUUUGGGCCCUCUGAGGAAAGCUGUUACCCUGAACCCAGAUAACACCUACAUUAAGGUUUUUCUGGCACUGAAGCUUCAAGAUGUACAUGCAGAAGCUGAAGGGGAGAAGUAUAUUGAAGAAAUCCUGGACCAAAUAUCAUCCCAGCCUUAUGUCCUUCGUUAUGCAGCCAAAUUCUACAGGAGAAAAAACUCCUGGGACAAAGCUCUUGAACUUUUAAAAAAGGCCUUAGAGGUGACACCAACCUCUUCUUUCCUGCAUCACCAGAUGGGACUUUGCUACAGGGCACAAAUGAUCCAGAUCAAGAAAGCCACACGUAACAAGCCUAAAGGAAAGGAUAAAUUGAAGGUCGAAGAGCUGAUUGCAUCCUCUAUAUUUCAUUUCAAAGCUGCCGUGGAACGGGACUCAAUGUUUGCAUUUGCCUAUACAGACCUGGCCAACAUGUACGCAGAGGGAGGCCAGUAUAGAAAUGCUGAAGACAUUUUCCAGAAAGCCCUUCAUCUGGAGAACAUAACCGAUGAUCAUAAACAUCAGAUCCACUACCACUAUGGCCGCUUUCAGGAAUUUCACCGGAAAGCAGAAAAUACUGCCAUUCAUCAUUAUUUAGAAGCCUUAAAGGUCAAAGGCAGAUCGUCCCUACGUAGCAAACUGACAAGUGCUCUGAAGAAAUUAGCUACCAAGAGACUUAGUCACAAUGCCUCAGAUGUGCAGAGUUUAAGUGCCCUGGGGUAUGUUUAUAAGCUGGAAGGAGAAAAGAGGCAAGCUGCUGAGUACUAUGAGAGGGCCCAAGAGAUAGAUCCAGAAAACACAGAAUUCCUUACAGCUCUCUGUGAACUUCGACUUUCUAUUUAAAUACAUACUCUAGGAAAUUAGUUCUAGGUUUUCCCACACAUUUUGUAUUUUCAUAUUUGUUUGUUUAUUGUUUUAAUCCAUUGUUCUUUAUAGAGCCAAUAUUUAUUUAAUGGUUACUGUGUACUAGGCAAUAUGCUAAAUACUUUAUUUACAUUAUGAUGAAUCUUUUGCCAUUUUAUCCUUUUUAUUAAAUUAAAAUAGUAUUCUCCAUUAAGAAACAGCAACAUUUCAGCUGUUAAAUUUUUAAAAAUGGUAUGGCCAUUAUGACUUUAUACCUUUAUCUCUGCUAUUUAUGAUAAUUUUCUGAUUAAAUUUUGUUAAAUUUCCCAUAGACUCAUUUAUGCAGUAAAAUCCUAGAUGAACUUUUGACACCUAGAUCAGGAACACUGAGGAGUGCAAAAUUAUGUGGUUUGCAAAAGAUAGAACCUUCCUACAGUUACAUAUGUUCUGACUUUGAUCAGGACAUUUAACCAUCAACCUGAUAGUCAUCUAAAAGAAUUUUGUUGGAAAAAAAGUUCACAUUAAUAAAGUUUGUCAUCUCUGAUGAUCUCAAUAAAAGUAAAAAAAAAAAAAAAAAAAAAAAAAAAGG
This is a messenger RNA of Choloepus didactylus (southern two-toed sloth), 3001 nucleotides long. RefSeq names its product interferon-induced protein with tetratricopeptide repeats 5. Gene Ontology annotation, molecular function: RNA binding; protein binding. Gene Ontology annotation, biological process: defense response to virus. Gene Ontology annotation, cellular component: cytosol. The record is from RefSeq and is a predicted model, not a curated record. Lineage: Eukaryota; Metazoa; Chordata; Mammalia; Pilosa; Megalonychidae. The transcript has 2 exons. Bases 964 to 2412 code for a protein of 482 amino acids.